Messenger RNA from Patiria miniata (bat star), 1825 nucleotides. RefSeq lists its product as uncharacterized. The record is from RefSeq and is a predicted model, not a curated record. The coding region runs from base 121 to 1443 and encodes 440 amino acids. Gene Ontology annotation, molecular function: DNA binding. Lineage: Eukaryota; Metazoa; Echinodermata; Asteroidea; Valvatida; Asterinidae. Gene Ontology annotation, biological process: DNA integration; DNA recombination. The transcript has a single exon.
CAUCCUUGUUCCCACGGCUUUUGAACAGUCGACCCGCACUUAUUUUGAACAGCAGAGCGCCGCAAACCUGGGGAGAAGGUUGUGACCCGGAUUCGUGCUGCAUGACAACCACACACAAUCAUGGCGGCGACGUCAACGGAUGUGCCAACGUUUGCGUCCAUUUCAGACAUUGAUUUAAAGGACUUAAUCGAUGCAGCGGACUCGAAUAACACCAAAAAGCAGAUAAAAUAUGCAAUAAACAGAUUGGAUGCUUACGCCAGGUUCGUUGGUACAACAUUAUCAGCCGUAGAAGCGCUAUCGAUGCGUGCUCUUGAUGAAUUUCUUUGCCGUUUCUACGCCAGCCUACGGAAACUCGAUGGAAAACUGUAUACGAAGAAGUCAAUGCAAGGAAUACGCUACGGGCUGCAAAGACACAUUCAAGCCCUUCAUGACUGGGACCUUAGUAAGCAACGAGAAUUUGCUGGGAGCAAUAAGGUAUUCAAAGCCAUGCUCGUGAAAUUGAAACGUGAAGGCAAAGGAUUCGUGAGACACAAAAGCCCAAUUUCUGUUGCUGAUAUGGAGAAAAUGCAAGCAUCAAAUGAUUUGGACAUGAGUACUCCAAGGGGACUGCAGAAUAAGGUAUUCGUUGACGUUAUGGUUUACUUUUGUAACCGUGGACGUGAAAAUCUGCGGGAUAUGAAGCCAAGUGAUUUUAUAAUUUCCCAAGAUGAAGAUGACAUUCAGUAUGUCACCAGGCGUGAUCAAAUGACCAAGAACAAUCGCGAAAAUGAUGAUGAAUCAUCCAGCGGUUUCAUGUAUGAAAUUCCUGACAAUGACAGAUGCCCCGUAAGAUCAUUGAAACUGUACUUAUCCAAGCUGAACCCGAAGUCCCCUGAUACGUUCUGGCAAAGACCCAAGGAAACUGCACCACCAGAUGAUGGCCCGUGGUACUGCAUUGGCCCAGUAGGAACUAACACUCUAGGUUCCAAAAUGAAAAUCAUCUCAACCAAAGCUGGAUGUAGUAAAGUUUACACCAAUCACUGCCUGAGAGCAACUUGCGUAACUGUUUUAGACAGUGCAGGCUUUGCUAGUCGUGAUAUCAUGUCUGUCAGUGGACAUCACAGCGAACAGUCAAUCAAACACUACAGUAAAACAAGUGACGACAAAAAGAAGCAGAUGAGUGCAGCAUUGGCAUCCCAAUUGACAGUGAACCAGCAAGACCAGCACUACUCAGAACUGGAUGAUGAUAACAAUAAACCAUCCACCCAUCAGCAACAAAACAGAUCCACAGCACUGGAGAACAUUAACCUACCUUUGACUUCAUCCCAAGAGGAGGAAAUUCUUCAGGAACUUUCAGCUACCAGUGCAACUAAUGCUCUUAACAUCACCAAUGAUGUGAAAUCCACUACAAGCCAAAACUUUAAUUUUCAUGGCUGUGUUGUUAACUUCUACAAUGCCAAGUAGAGAACAUUGACUUUCCUAAAGGACAUUAAUCCUUCAUCCCAGGAGAAGGAAAUUCUUUAGGAACUUUCAGCUACUAAUGCAACUAAUUUAUAUCUGAACAUGAUCACCAAUGAUGCAAAAUCAACCACAAGCUAAAACUUUCAUUUUCACGGUUUUGUGGUUAACUUCUACAAUGCCAAAUACAAAGGGGACAUUGACUUUCACAAAUGGCAUUACAUUGUAAUUUAAAGGAAAGAUUACUUUAGUGAUGACACUACAUUUAGCACAACCAAAACCUAUAAAGACUGUAACUGUUGAUUUUCAAAAGCAUUAUUGAUUCCAUAUGUUGUACUUGUACUAAUUUGUGGAAUAUCGAAAACAUUAAAUUUGUUCAAAAAUACAA